Messenger RNA from Chrysoperla carnea, 3428 nucleotides. RefSeq lists its product as uncharacterized. The coding region runs from base 37 to 3384 and encodes 1115 amino acids. NCBI's taxonomy places the organism in Eukaryota, Metazoa, Arthropoda, Insecta, Neuroptera, Chrysopidae. The record is from RefSeq and is a predicted model, not a curated record. The transcript has 2 exons.
UUGGAUUAUAAUUCAUGAUUUUACUACUAAAUAAAUAUGACGUCAGAUAAACAAAAUAUAUUUUGUUUGGUACUGCUGAUAUCAACAUGCAUACCUUUCAGUAUAUCGACUGAAAAUGUAAGAGGGACACGAAACAUAGAAAUAUCUACAAAACGACAAUUCAGCUCAAAAGAAAUCAAUAGUGACGAUCAUUUAAGAAAUUCACAAGAUAAAGAUGAAACAUUACGAAUGGAAAGUGCUGGUGGCGGAAAAAAUAAAAUACAAGAUAAUGAUGAUGAAGAUAGGAAAACUCUAGCGCAACAAGUUGUAGAAGGCAAAUAUGGUUUAAUUCAAAAAGAAUUAUUUGCAAAACCAGUCAAAAGUUUUGGUAUUAUUAGUUAUCGGGGUAAUCCAGAAGUACCAAAAGAUAACAGUCGAAAUUUAGGUGGUUUAAAUGCCGAAGAUAUUUGGUUAGCUGAAGACCAUCUAUUAAUAUUAAAAGGAGGAAUAUUUCCAAGCCACAAUUCAAAAAGUAAUGUUAAUUGGCCUCCAAUUGAUAAUUACAAAGCACCACGUCGUCAAGUGAAAAUUCCUUUACAUCCAAAAGUCCCACCGCCCUUUCCUGUACAGUUACAAGAUAACGGACCAAUCGAAAUUAUCGGACCCAAUGGUACGACGCAAACUUUACCAGAAAACAUCGACACGACAUAUCCGCCGGAAGGAUAUGCACCGGGAACGGGACCAUUUUUCCCCACCGAGGACACAAUAUCAUCAAUUAUCAAAUCGGGAAACUUCAGCAAGGGGAACGGUCCGAUAUCGUUCCCCUUACCACCAUCCCAACAAAAAUUAAGCCCACUGCCUCCAUUUAUCGCAUCACUACCACCAAACGCAGUGUAUCUACCACCACCGGGAAAUCAAACGGACAUGUACGACGAGGACGACCCUUCAAUUUAUUAUCCGCCGCCUUACAGUUUUUAUUAUUCCAAGGGUAAUUUAUCACAUAUUAAUCCAGGACCAUUAGUACCGGGUAUAAUAUUACCUCCACCACCUGAUUUCUUUGGUAUUUUGGAACCUAAAGUCAAGAAUAAAGAAUCUACUAAGAAAGUUAAAGGUACGACUACAACACCUAAGAGUACUUCAAUUAAAACUACAACUGGUGUUUAUACAACUCAAAUUCCUCCAACAUUAGAAACAACUACUGUAUACAAACCUCAACCAAUUUAUGUACCGGAUCCGGAUAUACCAGAAAAGAUCACAUUUAACAUCCCUGUUGAAAUUGUAACAGAGGAACUAGAUAAAACAACAAUUACAACCACUCCGCCAACAAUUAAAUACACAACUUCCUUACCAAGUCGCAAAAUUAAACCAGUUACAAAAAAUUAUCAAUAUUAUACAACGGAAAAGGAAAAAACAAUCCCUUACUACAAUACAAAUACGGUAAAGAAAACAAAAUUAUACACCACAAAACCAACAGAAAUUCCAACUACAACCCCAACUCCCUCGUACGAUGAUUACUCGGAACCGUACUAUACAAACGAUAUACUACAAAAUUUGAAUCCAAUUUAUACUCCGCCAAAGAAGGUUAAAACAAGUCGCGUUCGAAUUACUACAACGGCUGUACCAUUAAAAGCGCCAGCAUACUUUACGACAAAUAGUGAGAUUGAAUCAAAUUCAGUAACAAGUGAUCCAAUUGCGUAUUAUCAACAACGACAAAAUAAUUUAUCGACACGGCAAUCACCCAAAUUUAAACCGCAAACUCAAUUCUAUUAUUACGAGACACCAAAAACUACAACCGAUCAAACAUCGUAUCAUUAUUUCCGAACCCCAACGUCUUCAGCCUCGUAUGAUGAACAACCUUUAUACAUACCCACACCAAAACAAAAUUUACAAUAUCAUCGACCCACAAUUAAACCAGAAACGAUUAGCAGUCAAAUUAUACGCUUACAACAAGAGAUUCAAUCGUACUUAACAUCUCCAAAGUAUAAAAUUGAUAAAACAACUUCAAAACCGAUUUAUGAAUACAGUUUUCAAAUUGCUGAUUACGCACAAAAAACUUCGAAUAUCGGUGGAACCAACAAUGAUGAUCAAUUUCGUCCAAUUACUGGUUUUUAUUAUUCAACAACUCCCAAACCAAUUGUUCAAUAUGAAACUCAAACGCUGAAACCAAUUCCACAAUAUGAAACGCAAACACUUAAACCGAUUCAACAAUAUAAAACGCAAACACUUAAACCAAUCGCACAAUAUCUAACACAAACGUUAAAACCAAUCGAAAAUUACGAUCAUAACUAUGAAUAUGAUGUAGUUGUUAACACAAGUCCUUUACCAAUCAAAACACGAAAUAAUUCGUAUCGAAAAUUACCACAAAUUACAACGGAGAAUCCUUUACAUAAUGGAUAUUAUACGAAACAAGAUGAAGGUUAUUUAGAUGAAAUUACUAAGCAAUAUUUUACGGUAUUUGGACAAAAAUUGGAUGGUCGUUUACCACCGGUGACAACUCCAUUACCUAAACUUGUUUCAACAACAGCAAAACCAUUAGUGGAAACAAUUAUAAAACCAGGGAAUAUUGAAAUUAAAUUUGGUGAUAACAGUCAAUUAUCACCGAAUUAUCCGAAGAAAAUAUCAUUGGAGCGUGAUAUUUUGGUUAAUUAUCAAAAUCCACGACCACAGAUAAAUCCAGAUAGUGAAAUCAUACCAAACAUUACACCACGUCCAAUAUCUUUGGAAUCAGACAUCCUUGUUAAUGAAAAAUAUCCAAGACCACCAAUCAAUCCAAAUGCUGAAUUUAUAGCUCCCGUAAAUGUAAAUCGUGGUGUAAUACGACCAAUUAUAAAUGUUCAACGACCAUACUAUCGUAAACCAAAUGCUGAAUCGUUGGAGGAAGAUCAACCAAAACAAACUCCAUACUACAGUUAUCGUAAUCCAAAUGGUGAGUCGUUGGAACAAGAACAACCGCAACAACCCCAAUAUUACAAUUAUCGUAAACCAAGUGCGGAGUCUUUGGGAGAAGGUCAACGUCAACAACCUCCAUAUUACAAUUAUCGUAAACCAAAUGCAGAAUCCUUGGAGGAUGAUUACGCUGAAGAUUAUAACACUAAUAACAAUGCUCAAUUAAUUAGUAAUAGUUACGUGCAACAGCAUCCUAAAAAUAUAAAUCGUUAUCGUGAGCAAACAACACCACAAAGGAAUAUUAAAGUUGGUGAAGGACAACCAGGACAAUUUAUAUCAUUUCCGUUGCCAGGUAAUGGUGCACAUUUUUAUUUUCUAACACCACAAGUUGCAUCUGUGUUAAAUCAACAAAAACAAGAGAAUGGUUAUUUAUAUCCUGAACCAAACCAAAGACUGAGACGGAGUCGUGUUCGACAAAGAAGUGCACAAAGUUAUUCGUCCUCAAAUGUUAAAAGAUAAUUGUUUUUAAAAAAGCCAUUUUAAUAAAUUGAUUUGUUUUGUGA